ACCUGCUACAUUGGGUAUUGCCAGAGUAUUUCCCCGAGCUGCAUGUGUGCCGGUGUGUUGAGCUCAGCCCUCCCAGCGGAUCACCGGAUAAAAAGGCCUGGUGGUGAGCCUCACUCUGCUGAACUCUGCGAUGAGUCCAGUGACGCAGGAGCCAUGUGGCAGCCACCCUGUGCUCCUCGUCUAAAGAGCUGUCUAUUUAUAAACCCAGUCUUCUCAAAGGACCUCAGAUUGCUUCUCAAAAGGAGUCUGCUGCUGAAUCUUCAUCAUCACAAGUCGGGGACACCACUCACACAGGAGGAAAUCUCUCCUGGCUGCUGCUGGCCUGUCCCAGGUCACCUCCUGAUUCUCAUGACUGCAGUUCCAUUGGUGGCAGCUUCCACUGAUUGGCUUCACCCCAAAAUCACUUUGUAAAGCAAGCUCUUGCCUGUGACAGUGUGUCUGCCAACAUGGCCCCUAAAAAGAAGACGGUCAAAAAGAACAAAAGCGAGAUCAAUGAGAUGACCAUAAUUGUAGAGGACAGCCCCCUCAGCAAACUCAAUGCUUUGAAUGGGCUCCUGGAGGGAGGCAAUGGCCUUAGCUGCAUUUCUUCUGAGUUGACGGAUGCUUCUUAUGGCCCCAACCUCUUGGAAGGUUUAAGUAAAAUGAGGCAGGAGAGCUUCCUUUGCGACUUAGUCAUUGGCACCAAAACCAAAUCUUUUGACGUCCACAAGUCAGUGAUGGCUUCGUGCAGUGACUACUUUUACAACAUCCUAAAAAGAGACCCCUCGACGCAAAGGGUGGAUCUCAAUGACAUCGCACCGCUGGGCCUGGCCACGGUCAUUGCAUAUGCCUACACGGGAAAGCUGACUCUCUCCUUGUACACAAUAGGAAGCAUUCUUUCUGCUGCUGUUUAUCUUCAGAUCCAUACCCUUGUCAAGAUGUGCAGUGAUUUUCUGAUACGAGAGAUGAGCGUUGAGAAUUGCAUGUACAUUGCUAACAUUGCCGAAACCUACUCCCUGAAAAAUGCAAAGGCAGCAGCCCAAAAAUUUAUCCGGGACAACUUCCUUGAAUUUGCUGAAUCAGAUCAGUUUCUGAAACUUACAUUUGAGCAAAUUAAUGAACUUCUUAUAGAUGAUGACUUACAGUUGCCUUCUGAAAUAGUAGCAUUCCAGAUUGCAAUGAAAUGGUUAGAAUUUGACCAAAAGAGAGUGAAAUACGCAGCCGAUCUUCUGAGCAAUAUUCGCUUUGGUACCAUCUCUGCGCAAGACCUGGUCAAUUACGUUCAGUCGGUACCAAGAAUGAUGCAAGAUGCUGAUUGUCACAAGCUUCUUGUAGAUGCUAUGAACUACCACCUACUUCCCUAUCAUCAAAACACACUGCAGUCUAGGCGCACGAGAAUCCGUGGGGGCUGUCGUGUCCUGGUCACUGUGGGGGGCCGUCCAGGCCUUACUGAGAAGUCCCUUAGUAGAGACGUCUUGUAUAGAGACCCUGAAAAUGGAUGGAGCAAGCUUACGGAAAUGCCAGCUAAGAGUUUUAAUCAGUGUGUGGCUGUGAUGGAUGGAUUUCUUUAUGUAGCCGGUGGUGAAGACCAGAAUGAUGCAAGAAAUCAAGCCAAGCAUGCAGUCAGCAAUUUCUGCAGGUACGAUCCCCGCUUCAACACCUGGAUCCACCUGGCCGGCAUGACCCAGAAGCGCACGCACUUCAGCCUGAGCGUCUUCAACGGGCUCCUCUACGCCGUGGGCGGCCGCAACGCCGAGGGCAGCCUGGCCUCGCUCGAGUGCUACGUGCCCUCCACCAACCAGUGGCAGCCCAAGACGCCCCUGGAGGUGGCGCGCUGCUGCCACGCCAGCGCGGUGGCGGACGGCCGCGUGCUGGUGACCGGCGGCUACAUCGGCGGCGCGUACUCGCGCUCCGUGUGCGCCUACGACCCGGCCCGCGACGCGUGGCAGGAGCUGCCGCCGCUGAGCACGCCGCGGGGCUGGCACUGCGCGGUGGCGCUGGCCGAGCGCGUGUACGUGAUGGGCGGCAGCCAGCUGGGGCCGCGCGGCGAGCGCGUGGACGUGCUGACGGUGGAGAGCUUCAGCCCGGCCGCCGGCCAGUGGAGCUACGCCGCGCCGCUGCCCGCGGGCGUGAGCACGGCCGGCGCCUCGGCCCUGCACGGCCGCGCCUACCUGGUCGGCGGCUGGAACGAGGGCGAGAGGAAGUACAAGAAGUGCGUCCAGUGCUUCCACCCCGAGCUCAACGAGUGGACGGAGGACGACGAGCUGCCCGAGGCCACCGUGGGCGUGUCGUGCUGCACCCUCGCCAUGCCCAACCACGUGACCCGGGAGUCCCGCGCCAGCUCGGUGUCCUCCGUGCCCGUCAGCAUCUGAACCCGGGCCGGGGGUGCAGCUGCGCGUCGGGGCGCCCCUGUGGGCUAGCGGAAAGGAAGAUAUGUAACAUUUACUACAGUGGCGUCUUCAGAUCCAUCGAGGCCUCUGUCUUGAUGGGUUUCAGUUGCUGGUCUGGCAUCAUCUACCUCUGUCGAUUUUUUUUUUUUAAGCAAAAUACAGGGCCAUAGCCAACAAAGGGAAGAAGCCAUUUAUCUCGGCGGCCACUGGGUGGCAGACAGAAUUCGCGGUAGGCGCUUCCAUAAGGGCAUCUUUCCCAGCGGUAGAGCGGUUCCACCCACAUCUGAGAUUGUGCUGCUACACUUUAGUCCACACGAAGCUUAUGUGAGUAAGAGAUUUCACGUACAGUUUAUUUUCCUCUUUUUUUAAGGAAGUUUGAAAUAUUCCUUUAUAGGCUUUAUUUUUAAAUGGAAAUCUGUCUGCAUCCAUAAGGACUUAAGAUUUAAUUCUGCGUUUCAGUGCAGUUUCUUCUGUACCCUACGCCUGAGUAAAGGAUUCUGAAAGGCGUCCCAUGAAAAAGUCGUAAAGCUUAAGACAAAGUCUGACUGGAAAGUGACGGGGAUUCCACCCCGGGGCUGACAAGCUGACGCUUUGGUUUCGGGGUGACUCCCUCCUCUUCCGUGCCUCAGGCCCCAAAAGUAUUUCCUAUCAUAAAAUCCUGUUCUCAAAGAAGGAACUGACAUCAGUCAUUUAAUUUAUAGUGUAAUUUAAAUCAUUUUGUUAUUUAUCCUAUAAGUAUUUGCACUUUAUCUUGGUCCCCUAUGAAAGGAAUUGCAAAUAUUACCCUCACCCUAAAAACUACACCAAAUGGUUAAGGGCAACCUUGACCUUCAUGUAAAACCCCCAGAAGAACACCAAAUAAAACUAUGGCCUUGAGGAGCAUUAACUUAAAGCUUAUGUGGACUGAAGGCUGUGCAACCCAUAAUAAUCAUUUGAUUUCUUCCACUCAUUGAGGGGUGAGGACGAAGGUAACAUUUGGGAAUUCUUGGAUUUGGCAAUAGCGCGGUGAAUGGGGUCUCCUGUUGAUAAAUGUUAUUGUUUACCAUUUCAUAUCAGUCCUGAUUUCUUAAUCAAAAAACCUAACACAUUCAUUUCACACAUAAAUGUUAGGAUCAUAUAUACCCAUUCUAUUAUAUAUUUUUAAAUUUCAUCUGCUCCCAAUUAGCUUUGCAAAUUAAAGUGUAUCCACUCUAUAUCCUUUUUCCUGUAUGUUUGCCAAGUUUUUGAGCAAGGGGAGUGAUUGAUGGUAGUAAAUUAUACAUAUUUUCCUUUCUUAUAAUUUAUCUUUUUAUUCUUUGAUAGUUUAUUUGUUUUGGAGAGGAAGGGCCUAUAAUCAUGGGUUAUGUGCAAGCAGAUUUUGAAAAACCAACUAUUUAAAUGGUUACAGAUGAGACCCGUGGCAAUAUAACUGGGUUUUCAUUCAUCCCAUCCUCUCCCACCUUGUAUAGAUAGGUCAUUGCUGGAGUUACAAUAUUUAUAUUUAAAAUAUUUCAUUUGAACUGUGAAAAGUGGUUCAUAUAGUACACUUUGUGGAACAAUUUUAUAUCAUUGCCCCUUAUGAAAAGUUCUAUCUCUGGGUAUUUAAUGGUAACACCCAGGGAAAGGCUAGAACACUGUGGGUUGAGAACAAGACGUUAUUAAUGUAAAACCUCUGGGCUGGUUCCUCACCCCAUGCAAGGCAUGAGGAGCCUCUCCAAGUGCAGAGCAGAUCUGUUUCUUGAUUCUUUAUUGGCCCAGGCCGAAAAAUAAAGCUGCAUGAGAAACUAGUUUGUGGAGCAAGUUACAUCACUGAGCUCUCAAGUCACCAAUGUACGACCUAACGUAGACUUUCUCCCUGCAGCACCACCAGUAAAAUUAACUUCUCGUUUUUAAUAAGUUAUUUUGGCCACGACUUCCAAAGCCUACAUGAGGGUGAUCGUGACAUCUUUUAGUCUGGUACAAAUACAUAUUUUCAUACAAUUGAGAAGCCGAUAGCAUAUUGUUAAUUGCAAGAGAAAAAAAGUGAUGUAUUAUGGGUUACUGAUCAUACGUGGGCAGAUAGACAUAAUUUCUUGAUGCUCACCCAUAGCUGCGUCUCCCGUUGAGAUCCUAGAAGUCUUGUGAAGUAGAGGACCUAAGGCUGGAAUGAAAUAAAAAUUCAUCCGUUGUUACAUUUUAUCAUGGACGAAGGAGGAACGAUGCUGAAAUGAGAGAAUUUUUCAUCCAUCAGAGUUUGCUAAAAUACGGUGUGCAAAAACUUGGCAGCGGCUUUCUGGAGGUGAACCUGGAGAUGUGUUAGAUCUAGGUAAAUCAUUCGAAAUGACAGUUUACUGUAUGUUCUACAUGGGUUAUCUGAAGUCUCAGAGCAAAUAUCUGGGCUACCCAGGUUCCCGGGAGCACUGCUGUUACAUCUCCUGCUUCAACAGUUAGGUCAAUAAACCAAGACCAACAUGAAUUUGGAAUUUCAGAAUUUCUCAAAUGACAGAUUGGUAGGGAUCAUGGAACCUAAGGGUUGGUGAAAGAUUUUCAUCCUGGAACAUCCUGCACAAAUAACUGAAAGACAUGAAAAGAUCCGGAAUCAAAGUCAUGUCUGUAAUCUUCCACAAGGAAGUGAAAUGCACUCUUUGACCCCGCUGUUGAAGCAGUUGUUCCUGGAAAAUGUGGCGAUUUCUCCAUGUUUUCCAGCUGAAAAAACUUACUUCGUUUUUUUUAUUACGUUUUAAGUUUACAUUCAGUCACAGUCCCAAGUCUUAGGAUCCAACCCUGUACCUCCUUGUAUUUUUCUCAAAGAAAAGGGCUUGUUAUUUUUGUAAGACCAGAGUCCUGUGAUUAAAUAAAAAUACAGGUUCGGCGUAUCCAAGAAAUAACAUGUGACCCAGCAGAAUAAUAAAACUCAAGCUCUUUUUCUCUGAAAGGGCCAGAGACCUGGUGUGAAAGUGUCCAGGUAGCCAGACUGUCAUGUAGUCUGUCCGUUUUCAGUUAGGCCCUUGGUGCCAAGUUAUCAUCCCUAAUGCACUAACUAGUUGCUUUUAGUGGCGCUGGUAGCGUUUUAGUUUUACUUCCCAUGUUGUAAGAAUGGUUAUGAAUCGAAGGUCAUUGCUGGUGCAGAUGAAUAUAAUUCUAAACAAGGAUCAGAUGGCAGCCGGGUGUUAUGAGCGAGCAGGUAUGACUGAGGCAAUAAGGAUGUGAGGAUGUGCUGGAUGGUACUGUAAUCUAAGGCAGAGCAGCAGUUAUAGGAAGUGCAUUGUACAAACAGGUGUGUAAAUAGAGGUUUGCCUGGAAAUAUGUAAAUUUUGAUAGGUUCAUUUUUUUUUUUUUUGGCUGGUUCUCCUGGCCAAAUAUCUUCAGAAUUCAUCCGAGUGACUAAGUAAAAAAUCAUUUCAUUUAAUUACUAUUUUCCCCGAGUUACAAAGAAAUGAAUUUAUGUAAUCUACUCUGAUGAUGCUUCUGAAUUCUCCUCCGAACGAGUCUUCUCUGAAGGAGCUACGACCCCAUCUACCCCAGUAACUGAUGGACAGUCUCUCUAGCACAUGGCGGCAUUCAAACGACUGAUUUUUCAGUAUUUCUUCUCUUACUUCAAAAACAACAGCUAGGUUCCUGAACACUCCUCCAUGGUAAUUAUGAGAACUAAAGAUUCUCAAAUAUUCACGAUGUACCCUCCAGCACAUUCCGAGGGUAAAGACCAUUUAAAUGUCCCUCUCGGGGUAUUUGAAAUAAAAUCCCUGUCUUGAAUACUCCUUAAAAAUCUCCGUAUUUAUUCAGCAAAUUUUGGCUAGUUCUUUGGUUGCUUUAAACAUUCUUGCACUACGGAAGCAACAACAAACUAAAAGAAAUGUCGUGUUUGUAACCUCCUCACCAUCAAUAAAGCUGUAUUCAGGAAGGACUUAGGGAUCGAA
Messenger RNA from Vicugna pacos (alpaca), 6244 nucleotides. The record is from RefSeq and is a predicted model, not a curated record. NCBI's taxonomy places the organism in Eukaryota, Metazoa, Chordata, Mammalia, Artiodactyla, Camelidae.